This is a messenger RNA of Linum tenue, 352 nucleotides long. NCBI's taxonomy places the organism in Eukaryota, Viridiplantae, Streptophyta, Magnoliopsida, Malpighiales, Linaceae. The record is from the annotation of a GenBank genome assembly.
CUCAUUGAUGUCAAAUACUCAAACCCCCGGUCAAGUUGGCAUACCGGGAUCAGCGACAAUGGUUUCGCUAACUCGGUGUGGACCAAUAUCAAUAAAGGGCACAAUAACUUAUGGAGAUCCGCCUAUAUUGAUCCAGGCAAUGGAGCUUGGACUUCUUUCGAGCACGAUCAUUGGAUCCCUGAAGCUUUGUUGCCUGAUUCUGUCCCUCGUAUUGCUGCCAUCACAUCCACCUCUGAGGCCUCAGUCGUAGACAUCAGAACCACCUCCAGUGAUCAAACAGUUCGUUCCAUGUACAGGUCGUUGACGAAGAACCAAUUUCCAGGAAUCAACAAGUUUCCUUACAGCUCGGUGU